Cuscuta europaea is the source of this 1023-nucleotide messenger RNA. NCBI's taxonomy places the organism in Eukaryota, Viridiplantae, Streptophyta, Magnoliopsida, Solanales, Convolvulaceae. The record is from the annotation of a GenBank genome assembly.
AAUUAACGACAAAACAUGGCGACGACCCACGUACUAGUUGUCCUCAUCACACUACUAGCGGCGGCGGAAAAACCCCACGCGCAACCGACCCUGCCUCAUACCAUCCACCCUCUCCGCCACCGCACUGGGGCCGCCGGCCGCCGCAUCCCGUUCGUCAACUGCCUCAGCUGGCGGCUUGGCGUGGAGACCAACAACAUACGCGACUGGCCCAGCGUUCCCCGGUUAUGUGAAGGGUACGUGGGCCACUACAUGCUCGGGAGGCAGUACCACGCCGACUGCACAGCCGUGGCGGCCGCCGCCAUACGCUACGUCGCCGGAGUCCACCUUGUUAAGGACGGCAAGGAUAUUUGGGUCUUUGAUAUCGACGAGACCGCUCUCUCUAAUCUCCCUUAUUAUGCCCGCGCAGACGUUGGGUUCGGGGUAAAAGCAUACAAUGAGACCGAGUUUGAAGCAUGGAUUAAAGAAGCAAGAGCUCCGGCAAUGCCGGAGACACUACGACUAUAUCAUAGGGUGGUGUCAAUGGGGAUUAAGGUUGUGUUCAUUUCAACAACCAAAGAAGAAUUCAGAGCAGAUAGGACUUUGAAUCUUCAUAUAGCUGGCUUCAGAACCUGGGAGAUGCUCAUCUUGAGGGGAGCAAACGAGACUGGAGCAGCGUUGGAGUAUAAGAGUAGAAAGAGGUCGGAGUUGGUGAAUCAAGGGUACAGAAUAGUGGGAAACAUUGGAGACCAAUGGAGUGAUUUGCUGGGAGAUAAUGCUGGAUUUCGUACUUUCAAGAUGCCCGAUCCCAUGUACUACAUUGCUUGAUAUUAUCUUCUCACAUCAUCCAAUUCAACCCUUUAUUCACAAUUUUAUUAUUAUUAUUAUUAUUAUUACAUUGUAGAAUCGGUGGAUCUUUAUUUUUUGUGUUAUUUUUUUCGAGAAAUGAAUAAUUGAUGAUUAAAAUUGUGAGCUUCCGAUUUCUUAAUUCAUUACUAUAAUUCACGAGGAGUCGAGGAUAUUUCCAUUCAUGCCAUUGUUACGAGA